AUGGGUCUACUUCAAAAAAUCUUCCACGGGCAGACAAAGAAUAUUGACUCCUUGGUACUUGAAAAGGGGUUUGAGGUAUCUUCAUGCUCAUCUGAAUGUUCUAGUUGUACGUCCAACUUUCCGAAGUCUCUUUCGUUUGACAACGAUGCUUAUCUCUGGGAAUCAACAAAACCUUAUGGUCUCCAUAUUGUGGUUCCAACAGGCAAAACAGACUGGCCCCAUGAUGCCUGUGGUGUUUCUGGUACAUUUUCGAAACAAGUGAGCGAGUGGGGGGGCCAUAGCAGUGGCAAAUUUCCGGAAAUAGGCUCGAUUAAAGUUACCGUCUCGUCACUUUCUUCAGAUGAUCUUCUCACCAACGAUGAAUAUUGCAAUGAGAAAAGAGGCGAUGUCCUCUUACUUCCAUUUUUUGUAUGGGUAAGAAACGUAUCAAUAGCCCAAGUUAACCCUGUUUUGGAUGCAGUGGUAGCCAGCUUAGUUGCUAGCCGCAAGAAUUCGGUCAAAGAAAUCCAGUUAUCAUACCCACAGUUUCCUAGUGUUAAGAUAGAGGUGGACAGUAAUCAAUCGUACGUCUUCUUUUGUUCUCAUAAAUCAAGAGACAAGCGUUGUGGUGUCACAGCUCCCAUCAUGAAGAAGGAGAUGGAUAUUUACCUACGUGAUCUUGGUUUAUACAGAGAUGUUGGAGAUAAUACCCCAGGUGGCGUCAAGGUUGCGUUUAUUAACCAUAUUGGUGGUCACAAGUAUGCUGCGAACGUAAUCAUCUAUUUAAGGAAGUCCGGCAAGAAUAUUUGGUUGGCAAGGUGCAAACCCAAUAAUGUUCGUCCCAUUGUCGAUGAAUGUAUUGUUAAUGAUGGUAAGGUAUGGCCGGAAAAGAUUAGAUUAAUUCAAAAAUUUGAUUCUAUAGAAUGGUAG
Molecule: messenger RNA, 909 nt
Organism: Scheffersomyces stipitis CBS 6054
Lineage: Eukaryota; Fungi; Ascomycota; Pichiomycetes; Serinales; Debaryomycetaceae
Exons: 1
Coding region: 1-909 (302 amino acids)
Source: RefSeq, a predicted model, not a curated record